Molecule: messenger RNA, 2430 nt
Organism: Eufriesea mexicana
Lineage: Eukaryota; Metazoa; Arthropoda; Insecta; Hymenoptera; Apidae
Gene: TTLL12
Product: Tubulin tyrosine ligase-like 12
Exons: 2
Coding region: 117-1967 (616 amino acids)
Biological process (GO): protein modification process
Cellular component (GO): cytoplasm
Source: RefSeq, a predicted model, not a curated record
GUUAUGUUUCAUAGCAUUUUAUGAUCUUCUAAGAUUCGGAAUUUGUAAAUAAUUUAUUGCACAAAUUGAUAUAUCCACAACUGAGAAAAAUAUAGAUUAUAUUUCCCUUACAUGCAAUGGAUGGAGUAGGAUUAUUCAAUACUUUUCUUCAAACACAUCAGCUUCAGUUAGAAUCUUCCGGGGUGCCAAGAAUAUUUUGGGAAGUUUUAUUUAAGAAACUUCAAUAUCAAACUUUUGAUUCUGAUACAGUGUUUCAGUUGAUAAGGAUUGAUUAUGACAAUAAUGAAAAAAGUUUAAGAGAUCCUGUUUGGAAACUUUUUGUUUCCUACGAGAAGGGAAUUUCUGCUCAAGAUCAAAAUAACAUUUAUUUAAUAGAUCAUGCAUGGAUAUACGAUUUUGGCAACGCUAAAGAAAAUUUAACAACUAUACCGGGACUAUUAGAUCGUAUGUGUUCCUUAAUGGGUUUUUCUACCGAUACAGAAGAAGAGGAAAAAUUAGAUUUUGUACUAAAUGAGAUGUGGCGAUAUAAUCAAUUUUUCUCCCUAAGUAGUGGAUCGAUAGAGGAUAGAAUGCCAAUUUGGUACAUUAUGGACGAAGUAGGAUCAGCAAUAAAUCAUAGCAGUGAACCUAACUUUAGGACAGUGCCUUUUUUGUAUUUACCAGAAGGUGUUACCUAUACACUUUUGUUUCCUAUAAAAGAUGUUGAUUGCGAAGAAGAAGUUACAAGAGAUUUUGUAGAAGGUCAAACAAAUGAUCCAGAAAAGCGGAGAGCUUUGUUGUUACCUUGGGUAGAGUCAUCGUUUCUUGGAGAAAGUUUUGCACAAGUAGAACCGGAUGAAAGUUACUUUUUGGCGUAUCAUAUUCGUGAAAGUCUACCGGAAGUAGCUAAUCUACAACUUGUUCAAAGAAAUAGAGACACAAAGUUAAAGGUUUACUCACAAUAUACAUAUAUAAACGAAUAUUUAAAUGACCAAGCAUUUGAAAUUGUGGAGAAUGAAGAUGAAGCUGAUAUUUUAUGGUACCUCUCGCACUUUAAGGAAUAUAAAGAAUUGAGCAUUCGAUCGCCACAUGUUUUCGUGAAUCAAUUCCCAUUCGAAAAUGUACUUACUAUUAAAGAUUUAUUGUCGAUCGUAUGCAGACGGAAAGUAGGUGAAAAAUCGUAUGAUCCUGAGACGCUUGAAACUUAUCCACAAUGGCUUCCGACUACUUUUAAUUUAAAUUUAGAAUUAGUACAAUUCAUGGCAUAUUUUGAACAGAGGGAAUCAAUGGGUUUAGAUAAUCAUUGGAUUUGUAAACCUUGGAAUCUUGCAAGGGGCUUAGACACUCAUAUUACAAGAAAUUUGUUCUAUAUUUUACGAUUACCUAGUACAGGGCCGAAGAUCGCACAGAAAUACAUUACGAAUCCGGUUUUAUACGAGAGGCCGGAAAUCGGAAAAGUUAAGUUCGACGUACGAUACAUAGUAAUGCUCAAGUCUGUAAAACCUCUAAGGAUGUUCGCCUACAGAAACUUCUUUUUAAGAUUUGCGAAUAAGGAAUUCGCUUUAAAUAAUUUCGACGUAUACGAACAACAUUUCACAGUGAUGAAUUAUUCAGAGGACACUCCACUUUGUCACGUAAAGUGUGCGGACUUUAUCUUGGAAUGGGAGAGUCAGUAUCCUGACUUUUCAUGGAGAGAGCACAUCGAGCCAAAAAUCUUGCACGUGUUCCGGGAGAUUUUCGAGGCUGCAAUGAUGGAAAAACCACCAAAAGGAAUUGCCGAGAGCCCGAGAAGUAGAGCCAUAUAUGCUAUCGAUUUAAUUCUCGAAUGGAAAAAGGGAACAAUGCAGCCUGUCUUACUGGAGAUUAAUUUUUCGCCCGACUGUAAAAGAGCUUGCGAGUAUUACCCGAAUUUCUACAAUGACAUCUUCAAAUGUCUAUUCCUGGACGUGAAUAAUCCGGAAGUAUUUCACGAUUUGAGCAUGGAGUAAAAUUAAAUACCUCGCUAAUCGAAAGUACGAUGGCCUAAGUGCAUGCUCGAACUAUAAAUAUCGAGAAGCUAUUAACGAUCGCUUCAUGGCCAGCCUCGUGGCCAAAUACAUUUAUUUAUUCAAAACUGCCGAGUCUCGCAUUUCGUAUGCGAUAAUGAGUUGAAGUAGCUCCAGUAAAUCUGCAUAUGCGAACGUUAAGGGUACAUUUGGCCCAUAAAUAAUUUGCACCUCCCAUAACUUGACGCCACAACGGCAAGACUACUGUAGUACCUAAUGGAAUAAUAAACGAGAGAGCAAUUGGUACAGUUUCACGACAGCUCACUUCGGUCACCAUCGCGUACGUACACUUUCAUUCCCUAGUGUAUGUUUCACGCAGAAAGAAAUGCACGACGAUGACGCCAAUUUUUUGUCGAUACUGUUCUCUUCGAGAAAAUACGACGAGCACGUAAUAAAUAUCGUUAUA